GGAGGCAAAACGUUUUGUUUGGAGUGGCCGACUAAAAUCGUUACCACGUAUAAAUUUCGGUCGUCAAAGACAAUUACAAUCCACAAAUACUUCAAUAAAAGAGGAAGGAGUUACAGGAAGUAAUAAACAACCAGACAGACCAACAAUUUCAAUAAUAUCAGAAUUAAUUGCUGGGCAAAUGUGUCAACAACAACAAUUAUUUGAAAUUGCCACAAAAGAUCAAAAUAUUUCUUUAAAUAAAAAUCAAAUUGAAGAAAAUAGAAAAUCUUCCCUAAGUCCAAGGACAGGAAAAACACACCUUUCCCCUACAACAUUUUCAAUUAAACGAGAAAGGGAAGAAGAAACAGAAAAAUUAUCUGUAGAAGAAACAGAUGUCCGUAGAUUGUCUUUAGCUGCUUAUUUGCAACAGCUUGAUUCAACUAAUUAUUCAAAUAAAAGGAAGAUUCGUGCCACAACUCAACAACAGAUAAAUAGUAUUAAUGUAGAUAAUGUAUUAGAUUGGUGGGAUAAUAUUGAAUAA
Meloidogyne enterolobii is the source of this 520-nucleotide messenger RNA. The record is from the annotation of a GenBank genome assembly. Lineage: Eukaryota; Metazoa; Nematoda; Chromadorea; Rhabditida; Meloidogynidae.